AUGUCGGCCCCAACAGGAGGGUUCUCCCUCUUCCCCAACACCACUAGCUCACCACGACCAUCCUCGCGCUCACAGUCGCGAACCCGAGCCUCUAUACCCCGGGAGGGCUGUCCGGAGCGAGCCGAAGGCAGCUCGCCCCCGCCGGGGACUCAUCAUCGCAAGACUUCAUCAGGGGCGACCCGGUCGCGGGCAAGCACUGGCGAGUCGAGAAACCCGUGGCAACAUGCCCUGGAUGCGAAGAAACAACAACAACAACAACAACAACAACAACAACAACAACAACAUGGUAGACAACAAUCAAAUCCCGAGGCAGGGCCCUCAGACGAUCAGGAAAUCGACCUAGCCGCCGUGGGAGCAGAGAUCCCCCGCAGCGAGACAGCCUUCUCAGAGGCAAGAACACUAGUUCGCAGUCCCAGCGUCAGUUCAGUCGCUAAGCCGCCGUUGACAUAUGCCGGGCCAUCAUCAUCAGCCCAGCUGGGAGCCUCCUCAUCGUCAGGAGGGGAUAGGACAGAGGAGCAGGUGGCUAUCAGAUCCAUCUUCCCCCGCUACAACCCCUCUCUACCCCUCGAACAGCAGGAGUACUAUCCCCAGCAGGCCUCCCCGACACAUAUCCCCCCUUCGGCGAUCAGUCGGGGCGUGUAUUCCCCCCGUCCGGCGCCAACAUCAUCAGUGUCACAACCUCCCCCGCCGCCUCCUCCUCCUCCUCCACCGGUGACAGCUCCGGUAACAUCAAUAAUACAGACUCAACCUCAGCCCCAACCCCGACCUCAACCCCCCCCUCAACUGGUCCCUCAGCAAGCCCCUCGACGACCAUAUACUCCUACUGCUAUUAGCCAAGUUUCCACAACCGAAGACCUCCGCAACCUCUGGAAAGUCACCAACGGCUGGAGGGCGCCCCCCGGCGAAGGAAAGACCUACUGUCUACAAAUGGCCGCAGCGCCCGACGCCCCAACCUACACCUUCUGCUCUGCUUCGGGCCAACCCUUCUACAGCCUGCGCAUCGAUCCGACAUCUACGGCUGGCAUUGUCACACUGGCGAGAUACGAUCCCAAUAAGGGGUUCAAGGGCGAUCGUGGGGAGGGACAGCCAGGGACGGGAGGGGGGGUUAGCGGGAUGCUAGGGGGUUUGGUGACGGGGAAUAGGAGUAGAGAGGGCACGCCGAGUCCCAGUCCGUCAAUUGCUUCCCUUUCCGGCACAGGCGUGCCGUAUCCCCAUACCCACGCGACCACACACCAACGAUACAAAAAACACUGGACAACCGUUCUCACCACCACAUUACACAACCCCUCCACUUCCAAUACCCCUUCCCAACAACCUCCCCCGCAAGACUCUUCUUUCGACGACGAAGCAAACUCCCCCGGCCUUAUCGCCCAUUUAUUACCCCUCCUCGCCGCCCACCUCCCCCACCCAAACACGGAAAGCGCCCGCCUCGUCUACGACCCCGACACCUCCUCGCACUACCUUACCCAUAGCACGCUGGCCCUCCCCUUUCGCGUCGCCAUCGCCCGCAAUCAUGCAUAUUCCCGGACGGAAUACUCUCUCGAGCACGACGAAUCCCCCACCUUUUUAGGGAGGAUCGUCCGCGACGGGACGGGGAGGGGCUGGCUGGAGGUAAACACCUCCGUUGCCGGACGAGUCCAGGGCGCGGUGUAUGUCGUGGAUGUGGCGGUUGCGGCGUUGGGGAUUGUUGCUUAUUUAGACGAAAAAGAACGGGGUAGCAGCGCAGGUGUCGGAGUUUUCGAACCGCCGCCGCCUCCGACGGCCAUAGUAGCCGAAGGAAGAAGAAGCGGGAGUGUCCUCAGCUUCGUGAUAGAGCAUGCCACGGGGGGGAGGAGUAGCCGAGGGAGUCAGAGGACUGGAGGUGGCAAAUCGGGGUUUGGGAGGGUUAGGAGUGUGAGGGUCGGAAAAAAGAAGAAGAGGAGUAGAGGAUCGGGGGGAGAGCAGUAUGAAAUGGAGGAUUUGGAGAGCCAGAAUAGUUCGUUGGGGAAGGCGUAUGGGGAGGGGGAGGAGGAAGAAGAGAAGUUGCCGGGAUGUUUGAGGGCGUUGGUUGGGCUCGUGACGGUGACCUUUAAGUGUUUUGUUUGGUGUGUGACGGUCAUGCUAAAGGCGGUUUUGGGAUGUUUGGGGUUAUUUGCGAGGUGUUGUGGGUUGGGGAAGUUGUAA
Molecule: messenger RNA, 2163 nt
Organism: Thermochaetoides thermophila DSM 1495
Lineage: Eukaryota; Fungi; Ascomycota; Sordariomycetes; Sordariales; Chaetomiaceae
Exons: 1
Coding region: 1-2163 (720 amino acids)
Source: RefSeq, a predicted model, not a curated record